UUCCCACCCGGGGAGCGUACCGGAGAGCAAUAAGUACCGCGGCGGGCCGUGGGUCGGGACAAGUCGCAUCCCGCCAUGAAGGUCGCCACAGUCAUCCUGCCCGCCUUGGGGCUCCUGCUCGCCGCGCAGCAGGCCGUGUCCGACACGCAUUACGACAACUUCGUCGCGACGCACGGCUGGAAGUUCGGCCACUACGUCGGGGCGUGCACGCUGGCGGCCUACAACAAGUACCCGCAGUUCGGCGCCGCUGCCUGGGCCGGAGUCUGCACCUGCCACACGAGGGCCGUGCAGGUGUCGCAGGUCGGCGGGGUCAACAUCGGACCCUACAUGCGUAGCGUCAUCACGUGCACCCUGACCAGCGUCGUGCCCGGCGUCGCUGUCAUCGGAGCCGAAAUCAUUCACUGCACUGCAGGCAAAAUCAACACCUACGUGGGGCAGGGCGGCAAGUAAACCAGGACCAAAGAGUAACUGUACUGCGAAAUAAACGUGAAACCAUUACUGACAACAAAU
This is a messenger RNA of Thrips palmi, 510 nucleotides long. RefSeq lists its product as uncharacterized. The coding region runs from base 76 to 450 and encodes 124 amino acids. The transcript has 2 exons. The record is from RefSeq and is a predicted model, not a curated record. NCBI's taxonomy places the organism in Eukaryota, Metazoa, Arthropoda, Insecta, Thysanoptera, Thripidae.